AUGAAAUUUAACGAUCUGUUUCAAUAUAUCGGCGACUUUGGGACCUAUCAGAAACGGAUCUACUUCGUGGCUGCGUCCAUCGCCAUCGCCAAUGCAUUCCAACAGAUGGUCGUGGUUUUCUCUCUCACAGAGCCAAAAGCACGAUGUGCGGUGCCUGGCGUGCCUAACGACACCUACGCGAGUCAAGGCGAGUUUCAGGAUGCGCUACUCAAUGUGAGUAUUCCCUGGGACACCGACAGCGAUGGUCUUCCAGUGCGCUCCAAGUGUCAGCGUUACGGCGUCAACAGCACCGACGUCGUGCAAUGCGAUGUCUGGGUGUACGACAAGACAGUGUUUGAAGAAACAGCAACCUCAGAGUUCGAUAUGAUCUGUAAUGACAAGACGAGACAGUCGCACGCCAAGAUGAUGAUGUUUGGCGGGAUGAUGAUUGGGGCCAUUGCUCUCGGCGCCGUUUCUGAUCUGUUUGGCAGAAAGAAAACGCUGUUUGGCGCGUUGAUCUUCCAUAUUAGCUUUGCAAUUGGAUCGUCGUUUGCUCGAAGUUUCGAGGUUUUCGCUGCUCUUCGGUUCCUGCUUGGCAUAGCGCACAGUGGAGUGUACCUCUCGACUUUCGUCAUCGGAAUGGAACUGGUUGGACCAUCCAGGCGUGCAUUGGCUGGUAUUGGCAUCAAGUUCUAUUACAUCUCGGGUAUGAUUAUUCUCGGAGGUCUGGCCUACGCCAUCAGAAACUGGCACUAUCUUCAUCUGGCGGUGUCGGUACCAAACAUCCUCUUCCUGUCAUUCUUCUGCUAA
Molecule: messenger RNA, 789 nt
Organism: Gigantopelta aegis
Lineage: Eukaryota; Metazoa; Mollusca; Gastropoda; Neomphalida; Peltospiridae
Product: organic cation transporter protein-like
Exons: 6
Coding region: 1-789 (262 amino acids)
Biological process (GO): transmembrane transport
Cellular component (GO): membrane
Molecular function (GO): transmembrane transporter activity
Source: RefSeq, a predicted model, not a curated record